Molecule: messenger RNA, 858 nt
Organism: Macadamia integrifolia
Lineage: Eukaryota; Viridiplantae; Streptophyta; Magnoliopsida; Proteales; Proteaceae
Product: iron-sulfur cluster assembly protein 1-like
Exons: 3
Coding region: 108-614 (168 amino acids)
Biological process (GO): iron-sulfur cluster assembly; intracellular iron ion homeostasis
Cellular component (GO): mitochondrial matrix; cytoplasm
Molecular function (GO): 2 iron, 2 sulfur cluster binding; ferrous iron binding
Source: RefSeq, a predicted model, not a curated record
AACCUUCCUUCCCAAAUCUCAGCCAAAAUUAGAAUCGUUUUCUGCUGCCGUUGACGUCACUUUCGCGAGGAGGAGGGAAUAACUCUGAAUUUUUCAGAGAAGGGAAAAUGCUUAGGGCAGGUUGCAGGAAGUUUCUAGGGUUGGUGCCGCAACAGAACAAUCAAGCGCCUGUUUUGGUUCGGCUCUACCAUGAAAGGGUUGUGGAUCACUACAACAACCCUCGAAAUGUUGGAUCCUUCGAUAAGAACGAUCCCACGGUUGGAACGGGGCUUGUUGGUGCUCCGGCUUGUGGUGAUGUUAUGAAGCUUCAGAUAAAGGUGGAUGAAGAGACAGGGAAGAUCACCGAUGCCUGCUUCAAGACUUUCGGUUGUGGAUCAGCCAUCGCUUCUUCUUCCGUAGCUACUGAAUGGAUAAAGGGGAAACAGAUGGAGGAAGUUGUAACAAUAAAAAAUACGGAAAUUGCAAAACAUCUCUCACUGCCUCCGGUGAAGCUUCAUUGUAGCAUGCUUGCAGAGGAUGCCAUCAAGGCAGCUGUUAAAGAUUAUGAAGCAAAGCGAGCCAAGACAGAGGCAAAUGCUGCAGCUGAACCUACUGAGAGGGUUGCUAAUGCGUAAUGAACUGUUAUGCAUUUGGGAUGAGGAUUUGGCUGUUUACUCUAGGAUGUCAUGCUAAUGUAUGAUGUUUGAACCUUGGUCUAUACCUAGACAGCCUGCCUUCCUCAGGCUUCCUUUUUAUAUUUUUUACAUGCUUUUGCUACAAGCUUUACAACCUUUAGUUCAUAAGACUUUGUACUAAACCUUUAUACCUCUGUUCGGUUGGGUGUGAAAUUUUAUCUUAAUACAUGCAAGUAUUAAAGUA